Messenger RNA from Chaetomium fimeti, 1356 nucleotides. RefSeq lists its product as uncharacterized. Lineage: Eukaryota; Fungi; Ascomycota; Sordariomycetes; Sordariales; Chaetomiaceae. The transcript is spliced from 3 exons. The record is from RefSeq and is a predicted model, not a curated record. Bases 423 to 1151 code for a protein of 242 amino acids.
AACCAACAUGCAAGUAACCCCUCCCCCUCUUCCCCUCCUAUGCUCGCCUAGGUAACGUGUGUGAGAACUCAACCCCAGUUAGAGCUUUAACAUUAACGAGUCGACUGAGGGCCUUGUCUCAGGCUGUCACGCUCUUUCAACCAACGGCGGGCAAUUCUAAUUCUAGGCAAACGCCGCACCCAUGCGGGGUUAGGGGCCUUUUGCUCAACCAACAGCGAAUCUGAAAGGCAAAGUGCAGAUUUCUUGACGGAGUUGCAGAUGCUAAGAAUCCCCCCUCUUCCAGGUUGUGAGGAUUCAACGAAAGAUAAAAGGGUGGGAGGUUGGCUGCACCUUCCCGCUCGCCGUUUCCCAAAUAUCCAACCGAUAACUGGAAGCUACCUUACCUACCAAACUCACACUACCAACACUCUCAGUAAACGAUCAUGGGAACCCGACAUCUCAUCUGCGUCUUCUGGAAGGGUAAAUGGUUCAUCGCCCAGUACGGCCAGUUCGAUGGCUACCCGGAAGGCCAGGGCGUCAAGAUCUUCAACUUUUUGUCAUUCGCCCGCAACGUCGAGAACCUCAAGGUCGGCCUGGAGAACCACAUCUACGAGCCAAGCAAUGAAGAGAUCAAUGCCAUCUGGGUUGAGUGCGAGGCCUGGGAUGAGAACCGGCGCGCCCAGAACCUCAUAGAUAAACCCCACAUGUUCGGCAUCAACCAGCUCUACCCAAGCCUGGCGCGCGAAACCUCAGCUGGAAUCCUGGGAGUCAUCGCCCGGGCGAGCCAGGCCGAGGAGACGGAUGAAGCCGAGGGUGAUGAGGAUAAGGAGCCGAAGAAGGUCCCCGUGAAGCUGGAGCUGGAAUUUGCCAAUGAUACCCUCUUUUGUGAGUGGGCCUAUGUCAUCGACCUCGACAAGGAGGUGUUGGAGGUCUAUGGUGGGGGGGAGCCAAAACACGAUGGCCAUCGGUUCAAGGACGUUGGCGAAGAGAGGGCCAGAGUCCCUGCAUUCAUCUGUUCGCUCGACUUUUCUGAGAUGUACCUGAUGAAGGGCGACCAGGAGUUUAUGGAAAAGAUCAAAAAGGCCAUGGGCGAACAAUCUGAUAACGAAGAAAACGACGACGCGGAAGGUGAGCUCGUCAACCCUGAGGGGAGCGAGAAGGGCAACCCUUAAGGAAGGAAACAGAACAGUGAUGGAAGAUAGACGGAUCCCUUCAAGAUAAAUUACGGAUGUUGGCCAUUGUGAGAUCUCUCACGUCGUGUUCAUGGGGAAGAGAGGGUCACUCAGCGGCAUUGAAGAUUGGUCGGCCCAGAGGGAGUCAGUGAGAGCCAGGCACCGAGGGAGGUCAACUCCCUGGUUAGGGGCGUUGCCCCUGGUG